GGGCAGCACGUUGGAAGCGCACUGGAGCUUGGAAUGUCUCUCCCAGUCAACCGGGAAAGACGCAGCGCUGCCCUAAUGCGCUGGCCACCCCAGACGGUAUGCACAACGUUGGGUUGGCAGCUUCUACACCAGGGGUGGCACCCGAAACCCUCGCGCGGGAGCAGGGGAGGGACCGCCCCCAGCCGGGGUCCCGCGAGUCCGGGGGCAGCCGCGGCUUUGGGCAGAACCAUUCUCCGGAGAUGGAGAGGGGAGAAGAAGUCUUUCGCUCCCAUCCCAACUCGGAGCCAUCCGGAACCUGCACUCGCCCUUCUUUCCCUCCUUUUGUUACUGUGCUCUGUUCCGUCACCACUAGCUCCCCUCCCGCGCGGCUCUGAGUCCCGCUUGCCACUAGUUGCUUCUCAGCAGCCCCCACCCCUACGCGUGGUCCGGCCCGGCGGCUGGCGCAGGUUAUAAAGGUCCUGCCGCUGCAGCUGACAGCGGACUCAAGAUGCACCCGAAGGUGUCCGGGAUGGGUUGCGCUGGGAGCCGGCCGGGACCCGGACACGGACACCCAGCAGUACUCACCUGUGCACCCUCGCCCUCAGCCAGUCCCGUUCUGGAGUCCUCUGCGCAGCCGCAGGCACGGGGCACUGGACAGAGAGCAGGAUCCCGGGCUGCCUCUGGAUCCCAAGUCCUCUCGGAAGCCGGCACCUGAGCUCGCCCGGCCUCCGAGGCUGGAGUCAAGGCAGGAGCCCGGCCCCUGUCUGCAUUCUCGGCCAUCCAAGGGGAUGUCCGGUCUGUGCCCAACAAUUCGGACGCGCCGUGGGCCCGCUUCGUAUUCCAAGGGCCGUUUGGUUCCCGGGCCACUGGCCUGGGGACUGGAAAGGCAGCGGGCAUCUGGAAGACACCAGCCGCCUACUUUGGCCGGCGACCCGGGGUGUCCGGCCCUGAGCGCGCCGCCUUUAUUCGGGAGCUGGAGGAAGCACUGUGUCCUAACCUACAUCCGCCAGUCAAAAAGAUUACCCAGGAAGACGUCAGCGUGAUGUUAUAUUUGCUGGAGGAGCUUCUCCCACCUGUCUGGGAGAUCCCAGAUGCUGGGAGAGCAUUACCUAUGGUGAUGGUCCUUCUGCAGAGAGAGAGGGACCUGAACACUGCAGCUCGCAUCGGCCAGUCUCUGGUGAAACAGAACAGUGUUUUGAUGGAGGAGAACAGCAAGCUGGAAGCCCUGCUGGGCUCAGCCAAGGAGGAGAUUUUACACCUCAGACACCAGGUGAACUUGCGGGAUGACCUCCUCCAGCUCUACUCAGAUUCUGAUGAGGAGGAAGAGGAGGAAGCAGAGGAAGACCAGCAGCGUGCUCAUCCCUGUGAUGCCCCCAAGCUGAUUUCGCAGGAGGCAUUGCUGCACCAGCACCACUGCCCACAGCUGGAAGCCUUGCAGGAGAAGCUGAGGCUGCGGGAAGAGAAGAAUCAUCAGCUGAGAGAAGAGGCCUCUUGACUUGACACCCUUGAGGAUGAGGAACAGAUGCUCAUUCUGGAAUGUGUGGAGCAGUUUUCUCCACCAUAGGAGACUCUUCCUGGUUUCCAGGAGACCUUGACGGAGGAGCUCAGAACGUCUCUAAGGAGGAUGAUCUCAGACCCUGUGUAUUUUAUGGAAAGGAAGUAUGAGAUGCCCAGAGGGGACACAUCCAGUCUAAGGUAUGAUUUUUGCAACAGUGAGGAUGGAGGGCAGGUUUAGCGGUUUGAGGCUGAGGAAGGGUUGAUGCUGGCAGCAGAUAUUAUGCCGGGGGAAGAUUUCACGCCUGCAGAGAAGUUGGUGCCUGAGGAGGAGCUGGGGACUGCCGAAAAGGUGCUGGCUGAGGAAGGGGUGAUGGAAGAGGCAGAGCUGGUGUCGGAGGAGACUGAGGGCUGGGAGGAGGUGGAACCGGAGCUAGAUGAGGCAACGCGGAUGAACAUGGUGACGUCAGCCCUGGAGGCCAGUGGCUUGGGCCCUUCACACCUGGACAUGAAGUAUGUCCUCCAGCAGCAGGCCAACUGGCAGGAUGCCCAUUACAGGCGGCAGCUGAGGCGGAAGAUGUUCCAGAAAGGUGAGUGGCCCCACGGGGACCUCCCUGCCACCAGCCGGACAAGCUGCAGAUCCUCGUGCAGAUGAAAAAGCCGGCCGGGCGCGGUGGCUCAAGCCUGUAAUCCCAGCACUUUGGGAGGCCGAGACGGGCGGAUCACGAGGUCAGGAGA
This is a messenger RNA of Chlorocebus sabaeus (green monkey), 2211 nucleotides long. It is a transcript of the gene HAP1, whose product is annotated as huntingtin associated protein 1. Lineage: Eukaryota; Metazoa; Chordata; Mammalia; Primates; Cercopithecidae. Gene Ontology annotation, cellular component: cytoplasmic vesicle; dendrite; mitochondrion. Gene Ontology annotation, biological process: neurotrophin TRK receptor signaling pathway; vesicle transport along microtubule; neurogenesis. The record is from RefSeq and is a predicted model, not a curated record. Gene Ontology annotation, molecular function: myosin binding; signaling receptor binding.